This is a messenger RNA of Maylandia zebra (zebra mbuna), 3035 nucleotides long. RefSeq names its product solute carrier family 1 member 1 (gene slc1a1). NCBI's taxonomy places the organism in Eukaryota, Metazoa, Chordata, Actinopteri, Cichliformes, Cichlidae. The record is from RefSeq and is a predicted model, not a curated record. Gene Ontology annotation, molecular function: L-cysteine transmembrane transporter activity; L-glutamate transmembrane transporter activity; glutamate:sodium symporter activity. Gene Ontology annotation, biological process: L-glutamate transmembrane transport. Gene Ontology annotation, cellular component: plasma membrane.
UCGAUAACUCGGAAAUAUAAAGACGUAAACUCUGUUUACGGGGGUCACGUUUGUGUUUUGAUCACGUGUGUGUUGCCCCUGACAACACAAAACAAGGCCCCGCCCCUGCUGAGGCCUGAUGUACGUAAAGACAGCGAGGAUGCAGAAACGAGUUCCUGACAGGACAGGCUCCCCCACAGUCCUCGUGGGCUCUGAGUUAUGACCCCGUGACUAGUUAACAAACGUAAACUAACCACUCAAUCACGUGACGCCAGGUUCCGCACCGACGGAAGGUGGCGCUGAACUUGAAGCGUCACAUCUGUGUCCGUGUUUGUGAUCAGCCGUGUAUUUGUAAUUUACAUGUUUAAGCUGGGGGCGUCUGUGCCGUGUAACUAAUAAUUACCCGCCACAGCCAAGCCUCCUGCAGAGUGUUUUUAAACAUCUCUCUGCAGCUGUGCAGUAAAAUCCCUGCUCUGGGUGCACCGUGUCCACAUUAGGGGCUUUAAUCUAGCCGGCACUCGCGUGAAAAGAAGAACAAAUGGGGGAAGGGUGAUGGAGGGAGAGCGCGUACCCCCUCUCCGCCUGUAUCACACCACCCUCUCUCACAGCAUCAGCAGCGUCUGACGGCUGCAUCCUUCAGCUGCGCGUCCGUCCUGCUAUUCCUCCAGCUGACAUUUAGAGGAGUGGUUUGUGUCUGCAGCCGAGCAUCGCUGUUUCUUCCAGAACAAUCAAACACAAAGCAGCAGCAUGGAUAUGAUGGGCAACAAGCAGCGGCGGGUGCUGAACAUCAAAGCCGUGCUGAAGAGGAACUGGCUCCUGAUGUCUACGAUUGUAUCGGUGGUGCUCGGGAUCAGUCUGGGUGUUGUGGUCAGAGAGUACGCAUCCCUGUCGCAUCUCUACAAGCAGUACUUUGGCUUCCCAGGAGAGAUCCUGAUGCGAAUGCUGAAGCUGGUCAUUCUUCCCCUGAUCAUUUCAAGCAUGAUAACAGGUGUUGCAGCCUUAGACUCCGAGGUGUCAGGAAAGAUCGGUCUGCGAGCUGUCGUUUAUUACUUCUCAACAACUAUCAUUGCAGUUGUUCUUGGAAUUAUUCUAGUGAUGACCAUCAAACCGGGCGUGUCUCAGACAGCUGAGCACAUCGACAGAGCUGGGACUCCUCCUAAUGUCACCACAGUCGACACACUGUUGGACCUGCUCAGAAACAUGUUUCCUGAAAAUCUGGUGCAGGCUUGUUUUCAGCAGUACAAAACAAAACGCAAAGAACUGGAGCCUGAAAAGCUUCCAGUGAACAGCAGCACCGUGCCCCCUCUCACGACCACGAUCAUGACUGUGAUGGAGAACAUCACAAAGGACUACAAGAUCGUCGGCACGUACUCCGAUGGGAUCAAUGUGUUGGGGCUCAUCGUGUUCUGUGUUGCGUUCGGCCUCGUCAUUGGGAAGAUGGGAGAAAAGGGUCGGAUCCUGCUGGACUUUUUUGAUGCCUUAAAUGAAGCAACAAUGAAACUGGUCCAGAUAAUUAUGUGCUACAUGCCCGUAGGGAUCCUGUUUCUUAUUGCUGCAAAGAUCAUCGAGGUAGAAGACUGGGAGAUCUUCAGGAAGAUGGGUCUUUAUAUGGUGACGGUGCUGAGCGGUCUAGCUAUCCACGCCACCGUCUGUCUGCCCCUCAUCUUCUUCGUCAUUGUGAGGAAGAAUCCGUAUACGUUCACUCUAGGAAUGGCUCAGGCCCUGGUGACGGCGCUCAUGAUCUCCUCCAGCUCGGCAACCCUGCCUGUCACCUUUCGAUGUGCUGAGGAAAACAACUGCAUCGACAAGAGGAUCACCCGCUUUGUGCUCCCGGUUGGCGCCACCAUUAACAUGGACGGCACAGCGCUGUACGAGGCGGUGGCUGCUAUCUUCAUCGCCCAGCUGAAUGAUUACGCUCUGGAUGUAGGCCAGAUUGUUACCAUCAGUAUAACAGCCACAGUUGCCAGCAUUGGAGCAGCAGGAGUGCCUAACGCUGGGCUUGUCACCAUGGUGAUAGUUUUAACAGCUGUUGGCUUACCUGCAAGUGAUGUCACUCUGAUCGUUGCAGUCGAUUGGCUACUGGAUCGGUUCCGCACUAUGAUCAACGUCCUUGGCGAUGCGUACGGAGCUGGCAUUGUCCAGAAACUCUCCAAGAGGGAACUAGAACGGAUGGACCUGACAUCAGACAUGGAUGUCGCCAACCCUUUUGCCCUGGAAGCCGCUUUGGAUGACGAGGAGUGUGAGAAGAAGUCCUACGUGAACGGAGGCUUCACGGUUGACAAGACGGAUGCGAUCUCCUUCACGGAGACGUCCCAGUUUUAGCCUCCGGCUGGUUCAGUCGUGGGGAGAACGUGCACGGAGAGAAGCUAUCCAUCCGGACCCAUCCCAGGACCGACGUUAGCAAUAGCAGCCUUCAUUAAGCUAACCGAAGAGCACCCUUCAAGCUGGGCAUUUACAACUAUGACUAGAUUAAAGUGCUUCCUUCAUUAUCUCAGAUCACGCCAUGAUUCAAAAAGUCUUUUUUCUCAAUAGGAGUUUUUCUUUUCUCGCACAGAUGAACUCAAACGAAGAGCUUUUUGCAAGUGUGUGUGUGUGUGUGAGUGUGUGUGUGUGAGUGUGUGUGCGUGUGCGCAUCUUUUAAGGUGAGCCUGAUGACUUUUGCAAAAAACACAGUAUCACGUAAACACUGCUUCAUGAAUAAAGCUAACUGUACUCCCUGUAUGGACACUAAUCCUCAGAAAACUUUUCUUUGCAUGGCUCUGUUGAGUGUGUAUGUCCCAUGAUGCAGUGCUUGUAUAUCUAUCUGUAUCUUUAAACUGUGCCAAACUUGUUUUUCACCAAGCUGCAUGAAGCAAAAUGUUUAAGCUGGUCACAGACUGGUUUCCUGUGUGGGCCUUGCAGAGACAAAGUCAGUGGACACUGUGGAAUUUGAGAACAUUUUUCUAACAUUUCCUGUCACGUUGCAAAAUAAGAAUGAAUAAUCAUGUAUGUAUUCAGUCAGUGUGGGGGAACAUAUGGACCCCGAAAUAAAUAGCUACUACAACACGGACAUGUCA